CACCUUGUUAGAGAGGUUUAAGCGAAAGAACCAUGUUUUCGGGUAGUUUUGAAGCGUGUGGCAAUAUUAUCCCAGUUUCGUACGUACAGCAAGCUCAGAAUGCAAGAAAAAGUCGGGAAAAUCAAAUCAGAAUUUUCCUGGAGCACAGAAAAUGGCCAUCAGAGGGCUGGGAUGAUACUAGCAUUGAACUUCUGUUGCAGGAACUAUCAAUUAUGGACAGUAACAACUUCCCAGGAAAUGCUGGUGCGGGAGAGAGGGAAGGAAGAGUAAUUUCAUCCUUAGUGUCAAGAAGACAUUUUAGGCUAAGCCAUGGUAUUGGCAGGUCAGGUGACAUAGCAGCCGUCCAGCCCAAGGCUGCUGGUUCUUCUCUUCUAAUGAAACUCACCAACUGCAUGGCUCUGGAUGUUAUCAAACUAGCAGGUGUUAGGUCAGCAAAAGCUUGUCUGGUAUUACCAGUGGCAACAGGGAUGAGCAUGGUAAUGACAUUGCUAACAUUGAAACAACAGCGACCUGGUGCCAAGUUUGUAAUUUGGCCACGAAUUGACCAGAAGUCUUGUUUUAAGUGCAUCCUUACUGCAGGGUUUGAACCAGUUAUUGUGGAGAAUGUUUUGGAAGGAGAUGAACUGCGAACAGAUCUUGCAGCAGUGGAAAAGCAAAUUAAAGAUUUAGGAACAGAAAAUGUGCUCUGUGUUUUCACCACAACUAGCUGUUUUGCUCCGAGGAUCCCAGACAGAUUGGAAGAAGUUGCAAAGCUGUGCAAGGAACAGAAUGUGCCUCACAUUGUGAAUAAUGCAUAUGGAGUGCAGUCGUCAAAAUGCAUGCAUCUCAUUCAGCAGGCAGCAAGGAUUGGCCGUGUUGAUGCCUUUAUUCAAAGUACAGAUAAGAACUUUCUAGUUCCUGUUGGUGGAGCCAUUGUGGCAGGAUUUGAUGAGAACUUCAUUGAUGCAGUCAGUAAAACAUACCCUGGACGGGCAUCAGCUACUCCAUCUAUAGAUCUCUUUAUUACUCUCCUGUCUCUUGGGUCUGUUGGAUAUCAGCAGUUACUUCGACAAAGAAAGGAAGUGUACAAUUACUUAUCUGAAGGCUUAUCAAAGGUAGCGGAAUCACAUGGAGAACGACUUCUUGUCACCAAAGGCAACCCCAUAUCUCUUGCCAUUUCCCUGGAAAGAGUUACGAAGGCUCUGGAAUUGAACGCAGCCGGAGUUACUCAACUUGGCUCCAUGCUUUUUACAAGAUGCGUAUCUGGAGCAAGGGUGGUUCCUCCCGGAAGCACUAAAGAGAUCAACGGGUACGUUUUCACUGGCUGGGGUGCGCAUGCCAAAAACUACCGCUGUGCAUAUCUUACUGCAGCCGCGGCGAUUGGGAUGACAAAAGCGGAAGUAGACACGUUUUUAAAGCGACUUGACAAGUGCCUGUCUAGAUUUACCUCAAAAAGCACUUCGAUUGAUGAAUUGUCGAGCCACUGUGAAAAUUGCGAGGAAAAGGAAGCCGAAGUUGAAAAUAAGGACAAUUUAACGGUGAACAGAUAGUUAUGAAUUUGGUUUUAGAUUUAGGUUUGUGAACUAUGAACUAUUUCAGUUAGAAGAAUUUUGUAUGAAAUAUUUUCAAUUCGUGUUACACCACUGUAACUUUUCUGGAUGUUUUGUAACACUGUUCGAUGCAGCGUCGUGAAAUAAAACUGAACUGAUCGCAUCGGUCAAUCAAAA
Pocillopora damicornis (cauliflower coral) is the source of this 1706-nucleotide messenger RNA. Its product is annotated as O-phosphoseryl-tRNA(Sec) selenium transferase. Gene Ontology annotation, molecular function: tRNA binding; O-phosphoseryl-tRNA(Sec) selenium transferase activity. Gene Ontology annotation, biological process: conversion of seryl-tRNAsec to selenocys-tRNAsec; selenocysteine incorporation. Lineage: Eukaryota; Metazoa; Cnidaria; Anthozoa; Scleractinia; Pocilloporidae. The record is from RefSeq and is a predicted model, not a curated record.